Messenger RNA from Eruca vesicaria subsp. sativa (arugula), 627 nucleotides. Lineage: Eukaryota; Viridiplantae; Streptophyta; Magnoliopsida; Brassicales; Brassicaceae. The record is from the annotation of a GenBank genome assembly.
AUGUUGAACAAUGGACAUUACAAGAUGAAGAAGCUAUUAGAGUUACUAGGAAACUACAACUUUCCAUUGAUUACAAGAUUGACUGAAAGCAAUACUGUUUGGGUUUACUCUAGUCCUGUUAAGCUUCAGGUUAUGAUUUUCUCCAAAGCUGAUGUCUUUCUUAAUCUGGCUCAGACUCUUAAAUAUUUGGCAAGAAAUUUUAAAUCUAAGUUUAAGUUUAUACAUGUUAAUAUAACAAAUGAGAACCUUGCGAUGCCAUUCUUGACCUUAUUCGGAAUAGAUAAUCCAAAUAAACUGUUUUUAUUUUUCAUGAUGUUUCAAGUAUCAUAUGUAGAACUGAUUCAAGUGAUUGGUCUUGGAUUUGCAAAUGACUUUUGUUCAGGACUUGCGGAUGAAACUGUUUCGCAUUACUAUAGGUCAGAGCCAGUUCCUAAUAAUGAAAAUGCAAGCAUAGUGACACUGGUAGGAAAGACUUUUGACGAGUUGGUAUUACAGGGCCACGAGAAUGUUUUUCUUGAGGUUGAUGAUUUUCCAACCAUCUUGCUCUACAAAUCUGGUGAAAAGAAGAUACAUUUAAAGCUAUCAACUAAAUUGAGCGCAAAGGACAUGGCUGUUUUCAUCAACUAA